Biomphalaria glabrata is the source of this 1544-nucleotide messenger RNA. Its product is annotated as suppressor of SWI4 1 homolog. Gene Ontology annotation, cellular component: preribosome, large subunit precursor. The transcript is spliced from 10 exons. Gene Ontology annotation, molecular function: rRNA binding. Bases 117 to 1535 code for a protein of 472 amino acids. Lineage: Eukaryota; Metazoa; Mollusca; Gastropoda; Planorbidae. The record is from RefSeq and is a predicted model, not a curated record. Gene Ontology annotation, biological process: rRNA processing; ribosomal large subunit assembly.
AUGACUAUAAAAUCAAACGAACCGUAGCAUAAUGUUUGUACUUUGCAUUUAGCAAAACGUAAACAAAAGUAGUUACUUACGCGUGCUUUUUAAUAGCUAGAUUAAGUCUAUUUAAUAUGGGAAAGAAAAAGGGCAAGAAGGGAAAGGCAGCUCGAAAUGCUCAAGCAGGACAGACAGGUAAUGAUAAAGAAGAGGAAAUCUACCUUAAAGCCCCACACUCCUUUGUGUUUCACAGAGGACAUGUAGGCAGAACGAUCAAAGACCUUGUUCUAGAUGUCAGGAAAAUCAUGGAGCCAUAUACAGCUUCUAGUCUAAGGGUCCGGAAGAAGAACGUGAUGAAGGACUUUUUGACAAUAGCAGGUCCUCUCCAUGUGACCCAUUUUAUUGUUUUUACUAAAACAGACAUAGCAACGUACAUGAAACUGAUCUGCAUACCUCGGGGUCCAACGCUGACAUUCAAAAUUAAUGAAUUCAGCUUGUCAAAGGAUACUUUAUCCUAUCAGAAACAUCCUGAUGUAGACUCCACUCUCUUUGUAAACCACGCUGUUCUGGUGACCAACAUCCCAUCAGAUUCAAUGGAGAAUAAGUUGAUGAAUGUGACAUUUAAAAACCUGUUCCCCUCAAUCAACCCAAACACAGUCAAGUUGAAUAACAUGAGAAGGGCAGUACUGGUCAAUUAUGACCCAGAGAGCAAGUCAGUUGAUAUUAGACACUAUUCCAUGAAAGUUGUCCCUACUGGUGUGAGCAAAGCUGUAAAAAAACUGAUGCGAACAAAAUUGCCAGAUCUUGGUCACCAUCAGGACAUUGCUGACCUUUUCCUGGAUAAAGGCUUGUCAGACAGCGAAGGUGAGCAAGAUGGACCUAAUAAUAUGGUCACCGUUCUCCAAAAUGUCAAAGACAGGGGAGUGACAAAAAAUGCUGUGAACGCGAUAAGAUUAAAAGAAAUAGGUCCCAGGCUGACUCUUCAGUUGGUUAAGAUUGAGGAGGGCUUCGAAGCUGGAAACAUCCUCUUUCAUUCCCUCAUAACCAAAACUCCAGAGGAACUGGAAGCCCUCAAACUAAUGCGGAAAAGCAAAGAAAAAGAAAAGUUGGCCAGGAAGCAGAAACAAGAGGCUAACAUAAAAAAAAAGCUAGAAGCCAAAGAGGAACACAUCAAAAAAUCCCUUGAGGGUAUGAAGAAGAAAAAAAAGCUGGAGGGUGAAACAGAGGAGACAGAAAAAGUCACCAACAGUGACAAAGAAAGUGUGGCUGAUUCAGAUGACGACACACAUUAUUACAAAGAGGAGGUUGGAGAGGCACCUGAUCCAGAAAUGUUUACACAAUCAAGGAAACGUAAACAGAGCAGAUCUGAUGGCCCCACAUCUGAUGGCCCCACUGCUAAACAGCCCAAACACAACACCAGCUCAAAGGCCACACACAAAACCAAGUCUACCAAUAAUAAGCAAUCAAAGUUUUCUCUAAAAAUUCAACAUAAUAGAAGAGAGAAAAAGAAAGGUUUUAGAGUUCAGAAGACGAAGAAAAUUAAUAAAAGAUAAUGAAAUGAA